Beauveria bassiana ARSEF 2860 is the source of this 1467-nucleotide messenger RNA. RefSeq names its product C6 zinc finger domain-containing protein. Lineage: Eukaryota; Fungi; Ascomycota; Sordariomycetes; Hypocreales; Cordycipitaceae. Gene Ontology annotation, biological process: regulation of DNA-templated transcription. The coding region runs from base 1 to 1467 and encodes 488 amino acids. The record is from RefSeq and is a predicted model, not a curated record. The transcript is spliced from 3 exons. Gene Ontology annotation, molecular function: DNA-binding transcription factor activity, RNA polymerase II-specific; zinc ion binding.
AUGGUUGGCGUCCCGGGAAAGUAUAAGGGCUGCGAGACCUGUCGCCGCCGCCGCGUCACGUGCACCAAUGAGCGUCCGUAUUGCCGCAAGUGCAUCGCCAGCGGCCGGGAAUGCGAAGGCUACGAGCGCGAGAGAGUCUUCAUCACGGGCACGCCCGAGGAUCAUGGUCGCGUGGCCUCGCAUCCAAAGCGAGUGACGUCGACCAAGGCGCACUCGAAAUCUCCACAGCCCAAGCGAGAGCGCUCCGGAUCCCAUUCGCCCAAGUUUCCUCAGACGCUGAAUAACUCGGCCUGGGACGACAACCUGGACCUCUCUCACGGUGGCAAGAACAUUGCCGCGCUCCACACGAGCCUGCAUACUAUAGUCCGGUCCUCUGGCUCGACUCCCGACGGCAAUGGAUUUGGUGUUGCCCUCCCGCCCUACUCGCCGGUCGAGUUACACCGCAACCACAAUGGACACAUUGCCGGACAGGAUUCGCCGCUCUGGGUCAGCGCUCAGUGCCUGCUAUGCCACCACGGAAUCCAAGGUGGCUCUCAGUCCGUCGAGAGCUAUUGCCUCUUCUUAUUCGAGCAGGUCUCGCCCAAUUCAAACUGGGGAAUUGCUUCGGAAUCCAUGGUCAAGCGGCUGGGACCCUUGAACUUUACGUCCUUUCCGAACCACCAGUUUUUCGUUCGCGUAUACCGUCCGAUUGGCGUGUGCUUGGCCUUGUUGAACCGCCGCGAGACAUUUCUGUCGGACCCGGAGUGGAUUUCAUUGCCGUGGAAGAAUCACCGCAAGUCCUCUCUCGAUUCGCUGUUUGAUAUCAUGCUGCAGCUGCCUCUGGCUUUUGCGCAGACGGACAGCUUGAUACCUCAGACACCCUCCGUCGAGCGCCGCUACAAGGCAGAGGGGCUUUUACAAACCUGUCUGAUGCUUGAGCGGCAAUUUGCCGUUUGGCUGAGCCAAUCCAUGGGCAGCGCGGAGAGCUUCCAGGCCGUCGAGAAUGCAGCGGCUUUCAACAACGUGUACGAGUUUCACGACGAGCUGACGGCCUUUACGAUGCUCUACUAUUGGAUGUCGCAAAUCAUCUUUCACCGUUGCAUUUUGGAUCUAUGUGCCGUGAUUGACCAGCCGGUGCUAGACCCUUAUACCGGCGUCUGGCUUGCGCUGCCAAACAACUUGCGAGUCGACCCGGCGCAGUACCACGAUGGCCGUGAAAUGGCAACCAAGAUUCGCCGCGGACUCGACUCUGCGCUGCAGCGCACUUUGCAGCCAGACUUGCUCGUUGCGCCCAUGACGGUUGCCCUCGACUUUUAUCGCGACCUCCAGAUGGCCUCUCACGAUGGUGGUUUCGACAGCAUGACUUCGCAGGAAGGUGUCUUUGAGACUAUUGAGUUGGAGCUCUUUAGGACUCGACUGAUUGCAAAGGGUCAAGGCGUCGCAAAUAACCUGCAGCGACAACUUUGGAAUGAAACUGCGCAAUAUUGA